AUGGCCUCCCCCGGGCUGCCAGAGCCCCCCGCCGAGGGCUCGCCCUGGCCUCUGUGCCUGCUGCACGCCCCUCCCAGGCUGCUGCGGCUGGACCCCACCGGCGGCGCGCUGUUGCUGCUCAGCCUCACGGCGCUGCUCGGCUGGAGCUGGCGGUGGCGGCACCGGGCGCGGGGCAUCCCCCCUGGGCCCACGCCCUGGCCCGUAGUGGGCAACUUUGGCUUCGGGCUGCUGCCUCGGUUCCUCCGACGGAAGAGUUGGCUGCACCGCCAGGCGAGGGCCGCAGGAAUGGAGCCCUCGGCCCUGAACCCGCAGAUGUUCCUGGCCGACCUGGCCCGCGUGUACGGCAACGUCUUCAGCUUCUUCGUUGGCCACUACCUGGUGGUGGUCCUCAGCGACUUCCACAGCGUGCGCGAGGCGCUGGUGCAGCAGGCCGAGAUCUUUAGCGACCGCCCGCGGGUGCCGCUCGUCUCCCUCGUAACCAAGGAGAAGGGGAUUGUAUUCGCACAUUACGGUCCUGUCUGGAGACAACAGAGGAAGUUCUCGCAUUCAACUCUUCGUCAUUUUGGCUUGGGAAAGCUGAGCUUGGAGCCCAAGAUUAUUGAAGAGUUUAAAUAUGUGAAGGAGGAAAUGCAGAAGCAUGGAGAAGACCCCUUCAACCCUUUCCCCAUUAUCAACAAUGCCGUCUCUAACAUCAUUUGCUCCCUGUGCUUUGGCCAGCGCUUUGACUACACCAAUAGUGAGUUUAAGAAAAUGCUCAGUCUUAUGUCACGAGCCUUAGAAAUCUGUCUGAACACCCAGCUUCUCCUGGUCAACAUAUGCCCCUGGCUUUAUUAUCUUCCCUUUGGACCAUUUAAGGAAUUAAGACAAAUCGAAAAGGAUAUUACCACUUUCCUUAAAAAAAUCAUCAGAGACCAUCGAGAGUCUCUGGAUGUAGAGAACCCUCAGGACUUCAUAGACAUGUACCUUCUCCACGUGGAGGAGGAGAGAAAAAAUAACAGCAAUAGUAGCUUUAAUGAAGAUUACUUAUUUUAUAUCAUUGGUGAUCUCUUCAUUGCUGGAACUGAUACCACAACUAACUCCUUGCUUUGGUGCCUUCUGUAUAUGUCACUGAACCCCGACAUACAAGAAAAGGUCCAGGAAGAAAUUGAAAGGGUCAUUGGUACUGACAGAGUCCCUUCCCUCACUGACAAGGCCCAGAUGCCCUACACGGAAGCCACCAUCAUGGAGGUCCAGAGGCUGACGGCGGUGGUGCCACUUGCCAUUCCUCACAUGACCUCGGAGAAAACAGUGCUCCAAGGAUAUAGUAUUCCUAAAGGCACAGUGAUAUUACCCAACUUGUGGUCAGUACACAGAGACCCAGCCACUUGGGAGAAACCAGAUGAUUUCUACCCUAAUCGAUUUCUGGAUGAUCAAGGACAACUUAUUAAAAAAGAAACAUUUAUUCCUUUUGGGAUAGGCAAGCGGGUGUGUAUGGGAGAACAAUUGGCCAAGAUGGAAUUAUUUCUGAUGUUUGUGAGCCUAAUGCAGAGUUUCACAUUUGCUUUACCCAAGAAUUCUAAGAAGCCCAUCCUGACUGGAAGAUAUGGUUUAACUCUAGCCCCACACCCAUUUAAUAUAAUCAUUUCGAAGAGAUAAAGAACACGUCCAA
Messenger RNA from Neomonachus schauinslandi (Hawaiian monk seal), 1648 nucleotides. Its product is annotated as cytochrome P450 2U1. The transcript has 5 exons. Lineage: Eukaryota; Metazoa; Chordata; Mammalia; Carnivora; Phocidae. Bases 1 to 1635 code for a protein of 544 amino acids. Gene Ontology annotation, biological process: xenobiotic metabolic process. Gene Ontology annotation, molecular function: heme binding; oxidoreductase activity, acting on paired donors, with incorporation or reduction of molecular oxygen, reduced flavin or flavoprotein as one donor, and incorporation of one atom of oxygen; iron ion binding. Gene Ontology annotation, cellular component: intracellular membrane-bounded organelle; cytoplasm. The record is from RefSeq and is a predicted model, not a curated record.